GGCGCGGUGACGUCACCAAGGCGGCCAUGGCGGCGCUGCCCCCGGGGCCGCUGUCGCCGCCUGGCGGGGGCGCGGCGGACGCGGCGGGGCCUGAGGGCGCCGAGGGCCUGUUCGUGCUGCUGGGCGCGGGGCUCGUCGCCGCCAGCCACCCCCUGCUCUACGUCAAGCUGCUGGUGCAGGUUGGGCAUGAGCCACUACCUCCAACCAUUGGAAGAAAUGUAUUGGGAAGGAAGGUCCUGUACCUGCCUGGCUUCUUCACCUAUGCCAGGCACAUCGUGGAGGUGGAUGGGAAAAGAGGCCUCUUCCGUGGCCUGACUCCUCGCCUCAUCUCAAGCACUUUAUCAACCAUCACCAGGGGGAGUGUGAAGAAGGCUUUUCCACUGGAAGACAUGGAGCACGUGUCUAACAAGGAUGAUGUGAAAACUUCACUUAGGAAAGUGGUCAGAGAGACAUCCCAUGAGAUGAUGAUGCAGUGUGUGUCCCGGUUUGUCUCACACCCGCUGCACGUGAUCUCCAUGCGCUGCAUGGUCCAGUUCGUAGGCCGGGAAGUCAAAUACAGCGGUGUGUUCAGUGCCAUUGGCAGGAUAUUUAAGGAAGAAGGGAUCCUGGGAUUCUUUGUUGGGUUAGUUCCUCACAUCCUGGGGGAUGUCAUCUUCCUCUGGUGCUGCAACCUCCUGGCUCACUUCAUCAACACCUACGCUGUGGAUGACAACUUCAGCCAGGCAUCGGUGAUCCGGAGCUACACCAAGUUCGUGAUGGGGAUCGCUGUGAGCAUGCUGACCUACCCGUUUCUUCUCGUGGGAGAUCUCAUGGCAGUGAACAACUGUGGGUGUAGAUACGGUCCUGGACUCUCAAAGUCUCCAGGUUGCGUGCAGGCCUCCCUCCCUACGCUCCCGCCUUUGCAUCCUGGAUCCACUGCUGGAGGUACCUCAGUGCUCAGGGGCAGCUGUUCCGUGGCUCCAGCCUGCUGUUCCGCAGGGCGCCCAUCCCAGCCGCCUCCUUCCCCAUCGAGAGCCUCGGCAGGGACAGCUCAUCAGCGUGGACUCCUCAAGAAACCCCAAGCUUGUUUCGAUAUCUGUAUAUUUCUCUUUUCUGAUCCAAAGUCCAUGGUGCCACAACUGACACCUCCUCUUCAGCAAGGCCAGGAACAGACUUCUGGACAUCGCUCAUGCUCCAGCUAGACCAAAGCUCCAUCCUCAUGGCUGUCUCGACGAUGUAUAGCAGAGAGAGCAGAAAGCCGUUGUCUCUUUGGUCCAGGCUGUAGCUCUGGAGUUGCUGGGGAAGUCCAGGAAUCCAGAAAAUGCCCAGGUACUAAAGGAGCCAGCCAUGAGCUGCAGGGACAAAAGACUGCUUUGUUCUGCCUGAGCUGAAAAGCAGCAGGAGAUCCAAGGUCACCUCCCUGGGAAGGUUAUGCCAGGUGACAGCCUCCUACCUCAGCCUUUCUGGAGAGAGCUCCUUUGCCUGGCAGGUAGCUCAUCCUGGGCAAGGUCAACCUGGCAUCCAUGUUUAAAGUUUGAGGGUGCCUGAACACCCAGGAGCCUCCCACCUCCCAUGGGCAGGAAAAGGAAAUUAUAGGAUCAAAACAGGGAAGGGAAACUGAGUCCUUCUGCAAAGAACAGAAGAGUCCCAAAGAGACGGGUUCCAGCCCAGCUCAGGGCAGCGGUGGGAUGUGGACAUGGGGAGAGCCCUUGGGAAGGGACAUGUGCUGCCAGUGGUGCUGCUUUGGGCAGGAUUUCAGUCAUGGAAUGGGCUGUGUUUAGGAUACACCCAGCAGAGCUGUGGGCUGGGCAGGCAGCCUGCACACUCUGGGAGAGGCAGGUGCUGGGUUGGACUGGCCUGGCUGCACCAAGGGGCAUCUCCCAGCCAGCAGCACCACGAGCCCUGCUGGGCUCCUGCUCCUGUCACUGAUGGAAACGGAGCUGCUGGGAUCUGAGAGCUGCACACAAAGGCCUCUCCUGCAUCUGGAGCAGCCUGCAGCCUCUCCAGGGCUGUCUGCACUGAAGGGAUCCACCUUGAGCUGACCAAAGGCUGGUGAGGCAUCAGGGUUGAAGGCUUCUGGUGCUCAGUGGAGCAUGGCUGGCUCUAUGUGUAGCAGAGCUCACCAGUGGCACCAGGGCAGGAUUGAUGCUCAGCUCCCCAAAUAAGAAUUUCUUUGCACCAGUCUGUGCUGUGAUGGCAGCCAGGCAGAUUCCCCCUGUUUCAGUUCCCCACAAAGCAGUCUUUUGCACAGAGGUGAUGCUGCACUCCCUGGGAAGAGGUUUAGCAUUUCUUGAGCAGGUUCCCAUGUGCUGCAGCAGCAGCAGCAGCUGGGGUUACAUCUCAUCCUGGUCCCUGGGGACCUGCCAUCACAGGGGGUUUUUUCUCCAGCAGGAAGGGUCGAUGCACACCCCCAGGCAGGGCUUGCAGGGCAGUGGUGGGGCGUGCUGGGACUGGCAGCCCCCACCCAGCUCCCUUCAGUGUCGUGAAGUUGGUCCUGUCUGUCCUCCCUCAAUCCCAGUUUGUGUUACAGUUAAAUAAUGCAUGGACCUGUUCCCUAACACCAGAGAUUAUUUCAAAGAGGAUUUAAUUAUGCUCCAAAAUACAGUUAUAAAACAACUAUUGGGUGGUUUGGUUUUUUGGGAGUUUUUUGUGAUUAUUUUUUUCCCCUGCAUAAUGUGCUCCCUCAGGGAAGGUUUCAGUUUAAGACAGGCACUUCCUUUGGUCCUUUCUCCAAAUCAGGGGCUAAACCAGCUGUUUAAAACUCAGAUUCCCUCUGAUUUUCCUAACCUCCAUGGAAGGUGGGCAUAUUUAGGCUGAGCAAACUGCAGUGGGUGCACCUGGAGUGAGGCAGCAGAGGGCUUGGGUGCUUGAAAUAAUAUAUGUGGAAUUAGGUUUUUGGAGUUAAAAGUGACCCUGACAUCUUCUGGAAGGGGUGAUGGAGACCCUUUGCUGCUCUCAGACUGGUGAGGUGGGCUCAGCCAUUCCAUCUUCCCCCUUACAGCUCCAUCCUUCCCCACUGGCCUUUAAUCAACUUGUUUUAUGACCUGCUCCAACACAGGGCAUUGCACCUGCCAGGUCACACAGCACCUGCUCAGGAACAAGUACCUUUGCCCUCCAAAUUAAAGCCAUCUUCUGCUGCUCCAUUGCCUGUCAAACUUCCUGCAGCCUCUGCACAGCCUGCCUGCAGCCACUGCAGGGAAAAGUGCUAUUUCCUGUCCUUUCAGGAAUUUACCUAAGGAAUUUACCUAAGGGAUUUACCUAAAGCUGCACCAGUGUAUGCAUCCUGCCAGUAAUUUCUGCCCAGUUCAUCAGGGCCCACAAACUUGGCUGAAAACCCAACAGUUGACUGUAAUUUUUGCUCAAUUUAAAUGAAAACCAGGUUUCAAAGCUUUCAGUGCGCUGCCUUACUUUGAAGCAAGGGGCUGCCAUUCUUAGGAUGAUUGAAUAUUUUCUCACCUCCUGAUUCUUCUUGUCCCAUUCUUCUUUUGAGGGGCCCCACCACAAGGACAAAUCUCUGCACCAGGAGCAGGCAAGGAGACAACCCAAACCCUGCCUGGGCAUCCCUCUGCCUUCAAUUGCUACCCAUUAGUCUGUGCCUGACCCUGCAGCUGGUGCUCAGGUAUCCCAGCUGAAAGAGAUGGGGCCCCAUUCCCACGGGAGAGGGGAUCCAGGGUGGAACAUGUGGUUGGGAGAAUAAAUGAAGGGGUGGAGGAGGAGGUUUGGGUCCGGCGCCCGGGAUGGAGUCAGGGGUUUCUCCCUCUGGCACUCCCCUGGCUGCCCAGGAAACAAACUCUGGUUUAAAUAUUGACUCUCCUGCACAAAGGCAGGCUGGGUGGGGAUCGCUGCUGUUCCGUGCCCGUGCCGUUUAUCAGCCUCCAGUGGAGAGCUGAGAUUGCCGGGACUUUGGCCUCAUCUGCUCCCAGCUGCCCGGGGGAGAAGGGAGGCAGCGACAGCAGCCAGGAGAGGGAAUCUCAGGUCAAGGCUGGUCUGUCUCCGCUGGGCAUGGAUGCUCGAGUCUGGCAGGAUCUGGAAAGCAGCAAGAUGAGCCUUUGUGCCCAAGGAAGUGCAGCUGAGCUCAGAGCCAAUGCUCCAUCCUCUCCUUUCCCCUGCAGAGCCAUCCUGCUGAAGCCCCUCCUGGCCAUGCCACUCUCCUGCCAUGGAGCUGGGAGGGAAGCAUCCCAGAGAGCUCUCCCGAUGCCCGGAUGGUGCCUGGCGUCUCCCUGGUGUCUGGUCAGUGGGAAGGCCAGGGGCUGCCAGCCCUCCCCCGCAGCCAUGGAGGGCCCCAUCUUGCAGCCACGCAUGAGGAAGUGCCCUGUGGCACAGCUGCCCUCGAUAAGGCUGUUUGCUCUGUUCUCCUGCAGCGCUGAGCUCCACGUAGGCAAAUAAUUCCUUAAAAAAAAAAAAAAAAGAAAAAAAUAAUAACCCUCACAGAGGAGAUUCUGCUGCCGGGGUGGUGGGGCUGGCUGGUGCCAGGAAAUGCUCAGGGUGGGGACUUGGACUGGACCCAGGCAGCAGCAGUGCGGUGGCUCUGGACCUGUCCCUGUCUUCACACAGCCCCAUCCCCUGGGAUGACCUCCACUUGAAAUGCAGGAUCCAGAGCUCAUGGAUUCCCACCUGGAUAAGGGAAAUCCCAUCUGGAAACAAGAAGAGGCCACAAAGAGCACAGGAGCAAAGCUGGGCACAGCGGUCUGACCUGCCACGCUGACAGUGACACGGCUGGUAAGAGGAUGGGAAGGAUGUGGGGAAGCUGCUUUCCAUGCUCCUGCUUGCCUGCUGUAGGCCUUUUUGGGUAAACUUCCUCCAAUCCCCCUAAUCUAAGAUGCUGUGUUCCCUCCUGGGCAGCGCUGGUGGUAUUUCAUCCCACCCUGAGGGGAUCUGGGUCUUUUGGGGAAGAGGUGGCAGCACAAGGUCAGCACAAGGUCAGACUCCUUUCCCUGCAGCCACCGUGACCCCCGCACAACUGCCUCAGCACUUACACCGUGCUGGACCCCCCAUCCCAGGGCAGAAACAGGAGGGGCAAAGUCUCCCCAGCUUCAAACCGAGCCCCUCUCCCCCUGCUGUGACCCCAGGCCGGGCUGGCGUGGCGAGGGUCGGCAUCGCUGCGGCCGCGGCCCUGCUCGAGGCGCUGACCCUCGCUGCAGACGUGUGAAUGCUGCCAUGCCUCGGAACGGAGCUGCUCCCUGAAACGCCGCCUGCGCUCUGCGGCCGGGCGGCUCUUGUCAGGCUGCCAGAGGAGGCCGGAGCAGCGUCACUUGCAGCAAAGUUUUACAAGGCGAGCGAGCGUCUGGGGAGAGGGACGGGAGAGGGACCGACGCCGCACGCACACACUCGGACGCGCACGCGGAGAAACCUCCAGGCUCCCUCCAGCUCUCAUCCCAACGCUGAUUUUUUUUUUCUUUCCUCCUUUUUUUCUUUUGUUUUUGGAAGAACAAAGACUUUGGGGUGGGUUGGCGCUGUUGUUUUUCCGGGGUUGCUGUUGGUGGACGGGGGGAGGUUGGAGGUGGAGGGGGGAACCGGUGGCUUGAAUGCAAGAAAGUCCCAAAUUUCCCUGGCCGAGUUGCCGAGAUAGUCUGUGCGAAACUUAGGGGAGGAAAGACGGGGGAGGGGGGGGAAAUAAUUAAAAAAUAAAAUAUGAUGACGUCACUCGGAGCAGGGGUGCCUUCCCUGCUGCCUGUCAGAUGCGCCUGAAAAGAACAGGGCAAUAAAACAACAGCCGCCUCUGUCUCCCUCGUUAAACACGGCACUAAUUGGAUGUUAAUUUUUCCUUGCUCUUCUCGCUGCUCGAUUGUGAGAGCUCUGCCUGGCUCUCCCUCUCCUGCUUCCUUUCUUUCCUGUUGCAAUGCUCUUGGCAGCUCUGAGGGACUCCGGACUGUGCGCUCUCCUCCCGCUCGUGGACUGGAAUAAUUCAGGAGCUGGGAGAAUUAAAAAAGACGAGGCGCGGGGGCGAAUGGUUCAGAAACGGGGCGGGCGUGAUGGAUUUCGAGAGCUACGCUAAUCUCCCCGUUUCCCGUGCAUUGUCCUGCCGACUUGGAGCUAUUCUUUUCCCAUUUGAUUUCUCUUCCCCUCCUUUCCCUUCGCGUUGGGUUUGGACUGCAGGGCAAAAAUAUAUGUUUCAAAAAAAAAAAGGCAUUAAAAAAAAGGGAAAAAGGCAGGAAAAAAUAGAAAAAAAGGCUUAAAAAAAGGGAAAAAAAGAAGAAAAAAGCCAAAAAAAAAAAAAAAAGAGGAAAAGAAAAAAAGCCUGGUUCAAUGACGACAAACCCCCAAACCUCCUCCCAGCUCCCCCCGUCUCGCCGCGCUGCCUAACCCCUGCGUGGAAACAGGCGUUUUAGGGAGCCGGAGCAGGAAGUUGUUGUUCUCUGUCUUGCCCAGGUCAUCCUUCCAGGGACCUGCAGAGCAGCCAAUGCCUGGAUAAGGAUCAUCUCAGUGCCUGGAUAAGGAUCAUCCCAGUGCCUGCAUGAGGAUCAUCCCAGUGCCUGGAUAAGGAUCAUCCCAGUGCCUUAGGCUGCCAUGGUCCCAAGCUGUCCUUGAGGCUGAGGUAGUAGAUUGAAUAGUUGUGGAGUCUGGUCCUCCCUCUGAGCUAACUAUACAAUCUACUGUCUUUCCUAAGGAGACAGUCAGGUCUUCAGGUCUGCACAUCCACUUCUACACCAGGUGUGGGGCAGGUGGUGCAAGUAAAGCAAAUCCGUGCCCGUGACCGUCUGUUCUGCUCUGUGGAGGUGAGGUAGUAGGUUGUAUAGUUUGGUGGGAGGGAUUUGAUCCCAUUUCAGGUGAUAACUAUACAGUCUAUUGCCUUCCUUAAAGAGCAGCAAAACCACCGGAGGAGGAGCUCCCGAGGCAUCAUCACUUCUUUUGUUGAGGAUCCAAAAACGCAGCAUGGCAUUGUUAAACAACUCAGUGGGUGUUUCUCUUACAGCAUCCAGAAUUGCAUUCUUCCAGGAAUUGCUUCAUGCCUCAGGCAUUGGAGCAUGGAGCCACCUGCUUCCAGGGAACCCACCUCUCUUUAAGAUUUGAGGGAAAUGAGUUUCCACAGCAGCUCCCAGUGUUCAAUUCUAUUCUUUUUUUCCAGGAGAUGGGUUCAAGUUGCAAAGUGUUUAAAUGUGUUGAUCUUCUCUGGUCUGUCCUCAGGUCUGGAGAGGAGCAGAUACUUUUGUAUAAAUGGGACAGAGCUGAGCUCAUUAUUAAAUUUUGCUGUGCCCAGUUCUGAAGUUUGGGUCAGAACCAGACCCAGGGGCAAGCUUAGCCUGUGGACUCAGAGCCCUGGGAGCUGAUCAGAUUUGGCUGGUUGGGCCCUGCUCAGGAAGUGCAUUUUGUUUUGGACAAGUUCCCAGACUGUCCCAUGGAACAGAAUUAGAGGGUGGUUCUUUUUGAUCUGAUAAUCCCUUAUCAACUGAACUCCCUCACAUGCAAACCCUGUCAGGGAAGUUUGGGGCUCUUGGAUAUUUACAUAGGAUGAACUAACGAUUCCAACUAAAAUCUUGUCCUAAAGUGGAGACAGGUAAGGAAGAGACAUGAGCCAAAAGGAGCAGGUUCUAAUCCUUCUGGGUUCUCCCAGGCAGUCACCUGACAACAGACAUGCGAGAAGUCAUCACACUUCAGAGCUCUGGCCCUUGGCAAGGGACAGGGAACUGUUAAUUCUUCUGUUUCUUAGGAGCAGAUGGGACUAUCUCUCUGCCGUUUUCCAGAGUAAGUAGGAUCGAGACCACGAGUGGAGCUGUAACACGAUCAGGGCUGCAUCAAGAAGGACAUUUCAGGCCAUUAUCACGACCAUCUUACUGCCAGGGAGACUGUGAGAUCCGAGACACCGGGGAGCGGGGGCAAGCAGAGGACACCUUCUCAGAUGAAGUGGGAGGGAGAGAGCAAAAAGAAAUUUGAGGCCUCGAAUUUCACCCUGAGCAAAGGCAGAGGGAGAGGCAGACCUGGCUGCGGGUCCGUGGGAUUCCCCAGAAUGGAGCAGCUCAUUUCAGGCCCUUCUGCUGGGACUGGGCGUAGCUGCAGCGAGGCUGGGACACAGCUGCUGGGUGGGGAUGCUGCAGUUCCAAGCGGCUAAGGAAUGCAGCCCUCUCUCCAUAAAUCUGCCUUUUCAGCAGUCCUGGCGACUUGCUGUGCAAAACUACAGCUUGGUCCUCUGAGCUGCGUUAUUAUCCUCCAGCUGCUUGCUCAGGGGCAGGGCUCCUGCCCGCAGAUUGCUUGGAAGGUACCAAAAUAGCAGCACAAGCAUGGGAACAGGGCGGCAUAUCCACUUCAUCCGGAGAGGUGUCCCCUGGAAAAGAGCUAAUCCCACGUGUCUCAGAUGGAAUCUGUUCAGCCCCCCUGCAUGGCAUUGAUACUAAUGCAGAGAAUCUCAAACAGUGGAACUGUGUGAGCUGAAGCCAUGAAUAAAAUAUUGCUGGAGAUAGUCCCCUUGUGAAAAUAAACUUGGUUUGACUUUUUUAAAA
This is a messenger RNA of Taeniopygia guttata (zebra finch), 8414 nucleotides long. Lineage: Eukaryota; Metazoa; Chordata; Aves; Passeriformes; Estrildidae. The record is from RefSeq and is a predicted model, not a curated record.